CUUAAAUUCCUUGGCUGCCACAUCUUCGUUUGGAUCAUGUGAUGCUGUGCCACGCGUCGGUCCCACAGUGGAAACAAUCACCCUCAUUUAACACGUGUAGUCCUUUCUGCUUGCCACCGCCAUGCAUGCGGCGGCGGCGGUCACGUACCCUUAUCCCCAGCUAGCUAGCUAUUCAUCUUUAAGAAUGAACUUCAAUCAAUUCUUCUUACCUCAGUUUAUCCUAUUUCUCGUAGUAAUAAAGAUUCAUUAUCGAUCUUCUAUCUCAACCAACACGAAACAAUAGAAUGGAUGAGACACAGAUUCUUCGAGGGCAUGAUGAAGGUCAAACCCACGGUAGAGGCGGUGUGGUGCGCCCAUCAGUGAUCCAGGAGGAAGAGAGUGGUGGUCAUGACGAGCAUCAUCAUGACAAGAAAUCCGUGCUGAAGAAAGUGAAGGAGAAGGCCAAGAAGAUAAAGGACACCCUCAAGCAUCACGGCCAUGCCCACGAUCACGACGGUGAUGAAUCACUCGAGGACGAUGAUGAAAUGGAGGUUGACCCAGACGUCCAUGGUGGUCAUAUUGGCGGUGAUAGUGCGAUUGGCGGUACUGCCAUACGCCACAAAACCCUUGAUGAUUUUGGACAUGUGGAGAAGCCAAUCGUUAAACCAACUAGUCCCAGGAAAGAUCAUCAUGGUUUAGGGUUGAAAGACGAAGGAAUUAUCAAACCUGGUGAAGAACUAGAGUCCAAACAUACCAGAGGAAUCACCCGUGUGCCUUUACAUAAGCACAAUCAACCGUCUGUUCCUGAACCUACUAAUCAAAGUUCUGCCCAUAGAAACCCUGGAGAUCUUUUGCAGCAGCAGCCUGAGGUGUCGAAAAUUGGUGCACCCGUCGGUCUUGAGGAGGAUCCUCAAGCCCCCUCGAACCAUCCCCGCGCGCCUUCAAACUAUCAGAGUAAAACUAUUGAUCCAACUGGUGCGGGAGGUGUGGAGGCUGGGAUUAGUCCGCUAAUUCAGUCAUUUGAGAAUAUGGAAGUUGGUAAGCCAGAAUCAAGAACAACAACCGGAAGCCAUGACCAGUUUGCUCCGGAUCAAUCUGCGGCUGUAGACUCUAUGUCUUCAAAAGACACUGAAUCAAUCCCGAAGAGAUUUGAUCCCAGCAAACCUGAAGACCUUCCGGUUGAUCCAGUUAAUGGGAGACCAUCAGCUCCACAAGGAGGAAGCUAUGCUGGGAGAAGUGCCGAGUAUGCAAAGAGUGCAGCAAUUGCAGUGGCUGAGAAACUAGCACCAGUCUAUGAGAGGGUUGCAGGUGCUGGAAGUGCUGUGAUGGAAAAACUUCCUCUACCAGGUGGGAGUGGACAGCGGGUAAAGGAAACAAGCAGAGAUGAAUAUGACCAGCAGGGAGGAGGAAAGAGCGUUACAAGCACAGUGAAAGAGAAACUAGCACCUGUUUAUGAUAAAGUAACAGCUGCAGGAAGUACAUUGAUGUCGAAAGUUCAAGGCCCGGGAAUAGGACAGGCUAUAGUGAAAGAAGGAAAUGAGGAAAAUGUUAAGAGCGACAAAGGAGUGUCUAUGAAGGAGUACUUGGCAGAAAAAUUAAAGCCCGGGGAGGAAGACAAAGCACUGUCUGACAUGAUUUCGGGAACCCUUUCAAGACAGAAGGCGGAGAAAACAGGGGAAACUGGGAAAGAUAUUAGGCCAAUGGGUAGAGUGACUGAAUCCAAGAAAGUUGCAGAGAGAUUGGGUCCUCUUGAUGAUACGCCAAAAGAAGGAAGUGAAGAGAAGGGAAUGGUGGAUAUGUUGAAAGGUGCAGUUAACUCAUGGCUUGGGAGAGACGAUGAGUUGAGGGCUGCCACACAUCACACAGAUGAAAAAACGGUUGGAGUCUCCAGAGCUGAAGAGGUUCAUGAUGAGAAUGCAGUGGGUGAGAGAAGAAGACUUCAGGAAUCUGGGCAGUGAACAACAUUAUAUAUAUGGUCUAAGAAGGGAUUUGUUUUUGUGG
Cuscuta epithymum is the source of this 1980-nucleotide messenger RNA. The record is from the annotation of a GenBank genome assembly. Lineage: Eukaryota; Viridiplantae; Streptophyta; Magnoliopsida; Solanales; Convolvulaceae.